GAGCAGUAUAUAUUCAUCCAUGAUGCCAUCCUAGAGGCUUGUCUAUGUGGAGAAACAGCCAUACCAGUCUGUGAGUUCAAAGCUGCUUUUUAUGAGCUGAUCCGCAUCGACUCGCAGACCAACUCGUCACAUCUGAAGGAUGAGUUCCAGACAUUAAAUUCGGUGACUCCUCAGCCUCAGCCUGAAGACUGCAGCAUCGCAUUGUUGCCUAGAAACCAAGAUAAGAACCGCUUUAUGGACGGCCUUCCUCCUGACAGAUGCCUUCCCUUCCUCAUUACAAUAGAUGGAGAAAGCAGCAAUUACAUCAACGCUGCUCUGAUGGAU
Molecule: messenger RNA, 324 nt
Organism: Plectropomus leopardus (leopard coralgrouper)
Lineage: Eukaryota; Metazoa; Chordata; Actinopteri; Perciformes; Serranidae
Source: RefSeq, a predicted model, not a curated record